AUGUUUUGGAAAGAAGAAUCUAGUACUACAAAUUCCAGUAAUCGGCAGAGCAGAGUUUUCCCGCUGUAUUCCGUUGGACGGAUCGCAAAUGUAGCCUGCAUUGGGACUAACGGGCUCUCGGGGAUAUGUCAAAUACGCGGAGAAUGUGCCGACAAUGGAGGUCUAGCAUCUGGACAGUGUAGCGCAUUGACGAAUCAGGCGGUAUGUUGCGUUUUUAUACAAACAUGUGGUGGAACCGCUACACAAAAUGUAACAUAUUUUCAAAACAGUGGUUAUCCUUUGCCAUAUAACGGCGGAGGAACAUGCUCGAUCACCGUAGUUCCGCCGGACAAUACAAUUUGCCAAGUGAGGAUCGAUUUUACCACGUUUUCGUUAUCUCAACCAGAUGCUACUGGAACCUGCCUAGUCGAUAACAUACAGAUAAUCGGCGGCAGUACGGUGCCUGUGAUUUGUGGAGAAAACAGUGGUCAGCACGUUUAUGUUUCGUUGGCCGGUACAACCUCACUAUCCAUUGUGGUUUCCAUGACAAGUUCCAUCUCGUUUAAUCGAGUGUGGAAUAUCCAAUUAAGUAUGAUUUCCUGUACUAGCCAGUAUCAGGCGCCUUCGGGUUGUUUGCAAUAUUUUAUGGCAACCAGUGGUGAAGUGGCAAGUUUGAACUAUGGUAGUGCAGCGAAUCCUGCUUUGAAUAAUUUAGGUUUGAUUGGAACUCGCGAAUUGGCUAACGCGAACUACGGCAUUUGCAUCAUGGCCGCAGUGGGACAAUGCUCAAUAACAUACUCUUUGCCAAACGGCGAUCCGUACGCAUUUACUUUGUCAGGAGAUGCAACGGCGGUGGCUCCUGCAAUGCUUGGAACGGGAGCUGUAGGAGCACAAGGCACAGCUUGUACCACUGACUUUCUUAUAAUUCCCAAUCCGGUCGGCAUCACCAAUGACCGCUUUUGCGGUUUGGGAUUGAACACAAUAACUAGUGCGGCACCUUUUACCUUGUUUUACGUCACAAGUGUCAACGAUGUUGGUGACGUGGCUAAUCGUGGAUUCAGAUUAGAAUACUCGCAAGAUGCAUGUGCUAUCUCAAUUGGAAAGUAG
Topomyia yanbarensis is the source of this 1086-nucleotide messenger RNA. RefSeq lists its product as uncharacterized. Lineage: Eukaryota; Metazoa; Arthropoda; Insecta; Diptera; Culicidae. Bases 1 to 1086 code for a protein of 361 amino acids. The record is from RefSeq and is a predicted model, not a curated record. The transcript has 6 exons.